This is a messenger RNA of Callorhinus ursinus (northern fur seal), 2595 nucleotides long. RefSeq names its product regulatory factor X3 (gene RFX3). Gene Ontology annotation, molecular function: RNA polymerase II cis-regulatory region sequence-specific DNA binding; DNA-binding transcription factor activity, RNA polymerase II-specific. Gene Ontology annotation, biological process: regulation of transcription by RNA polymerase II. Lineage: Eukaryota; Metazoa; Chordata; Mammalia; Carnivora; Otariidae. The record is from RefSeq and is a predicted model, not a curated record. Gene Ontology annotation, cellular component: nucleus.
CCUUGUGAAUCAAGCGCCAUAGUCACCGUAGUCCUGGCGACUGUUACCCAUCAACAACAACUACUCCUCUCCUCCUCCUCCUCCUCUUCCUCCUCCUCCUCCUCCCCACCACCACCAUCUCCAUCACCCACCAACAACACCACAAUAAUCCACAGCCAAGAGACCAUCAUGCAGACAUCAGAGACCGGGUCGGACACAGGUUCGACAGUGACUUUACAGACGUCUGUGGCCAGUCAAGCAGCAGUGCCUACCCAGGUGGUGCAGCAGGUACCUGUGCAACAACAGGUCCAGCAGGUUCAGACUGUGCAGCAGGUCCAGCAUGUCUACCCAGCUCAGGUGCAGUAUGUGGAAGGAAGUGAUACUGUCUAUACCAACGGAGCGAUCCGGACAACAACUUAUCCUUACACGGAAACGCAGAUGUACAGCCAAAACACUGGAGGGAAUUACUUUGAUACUCAAGGGAGUUCUGCGCAGGUGACUACCGUGGUUUCGUCCCACAGCAUGGUGGGCACUGGUGGGAUUCAGAUGGGCGUCACGGGAGGACAACUCAUCAGCAGCUCUGGAGGAACCUAUCUCAUCGGCAAUUCAAUGGAGAACUCCGGCCACUCAGUGACACAUACCACUCGGGCCUCUCCAGCAACGAUUGAAAUGGCGAUUGAGACGCUGCAAAAGUCUGACGGUCUGUCCACUCACAGAAGCUCUCUCCUCAACAGCCAUCUCCAGUGGUUAUUGGACAAUUACGAGACCGCUGAAGGAGUGAGCCUUCCCAGAAGCACGUUGUACAACCACUACCUACGACAUUGUCAGGAACACAAACUGGACCCAGUCAAUGCUGCUUCUUUUGGAAAACUAAUAAGGUCAAUUUUUAUGGGAUUACGAACCAGGAGAUUGGGAACUAGAGGAAACUCCAAGUACCAUUACUAUGGGAUUCGUGUCAAGCCAGAUUCCCCUCUGAAUCGUCUGCAAGAAGACAUGCAGUAUAUGGCUAUGAGGCAACAGCCCAUGCAACAGAAACAAAGGUACAAGCCUAUGCAGAAGGUGGAUGGGGUUGCAGAUGGUUUCACAGGAAGUGGUCAACAGACUGGCACAUCUGUUGAGCAAACUGUAAUAGCCCAAAGUCAACAUCAUCAACAGUUUUUAGAUGCAUCUCGAGCACUUCCAGAGUUUGGAGAAGUUGAAAUCUCUUCUCUGCCAGAUGGUACUACCUUUGAGGAUAUCAAGUCACUGCAGAGUCUUUAUCGAGAGCACUGUGAGGCAAUCUUGGACGUUGUUGUGAAUCUUCAGUUUAGCCUGAUAGAAAAACUGUGGCAAACAUUCUGGCGCUAUUCUCCCUCGACUCCGACUGACGGCACUACCAUCACCGAAUCAAGCAAUCUGAGUGAAAUAGAAAGUCGACUUCCGAAAGCAAAGCUGAUAACUCUGUGCAAACAUGAGUCUAUCCUGAAAUGGAUGUGUAACUGUGACCAUGGGAUGUACCAGGCUUUGGUGGAGAUUCUCAUCCCCGACGUGCUUAGACCUAUUCCUAGUGCCUUGACCCAAGCCAUUCGAAAUUUUGCAAAAAGCCUUGAAGGUUGGCUUUCCAAUGCCAUGAACAAUAUCCCACAGAGAAUGAUACAAACCAAGGUUGCAGCUGUAAGUGCCUUUGCCCAGACGCUGCGAAGAUACACAUCGCUCAAUCACCUGGCCCAGGCAGCUCGUGCAGUGCUCCAGAACACGUCCCAGAUCAACCAGAUGCUCAAUGACCUCAACCGCGUCGACUUUGCCAACGUCCAGGAGCAGGCUUCUUGGGUUUGCCAAUGUGAUGACAACAUGGUUCAGAGACUAGAGACAGACUUCAAGAUGACCCUCCAGCAGCAGAGCACCCUGGAACAGUGGGCUGCGUGGCUCGACAAUGUGAUGAUGCAGGCGCUAAAGCCCUACGAGGGAAGGCCCAGUUUUCCUAAAGCUGCCAGGCAAUUCCUGCUAAAAUGGUCUUUCUACAGCUCAAUGGUUAUUCGGGACUUAACCUUACGCAGCGCCGCCAGCUUUGGCUCCUUCCACCUGAUCCGUCUGCUCUACGAUGAGUAUAUGUUCUACUUAGUAGAACAUCGUGUUGCUCAGGCAACGGGAGAGACACCCAUAGCGGUCAUGGGCGAGUUUGGUGAUUUAAAUGCUGUUUCUCCUGGAAAUCUGGAUAAAGACGAAGGCAGCGAAGUGGAAAGCGAAAUGGAUGAAGAACUGGAUGACUCUUCGGAACCGCAAGCCAAAAGAGAGAAGACCGAGCUGAACCAGGCGUUUCCGGUGGGCUGCAUGCCGCCGGUGCUGGAGAGCGGCGUGCAGCCCAGCCUCCUGAAUCCCAUCCACAGCGAGCACAUCGUCACGAGUACUCAGACUAUCAGGCAGUGCAGCGCCACCGGAAACACCUACACCGCGGUCUAAGGAACAUUAAAGCGUAUUUUUCCAGCUAACAUUACCCCUGUUGAUAGAUUGGGCUUAAGUUGAAAAUUCAAUAAGCCUGAAGGUCGACUGUUGUCAAAUUCUAUCUGUGCUGAACAUUACCUUUUUGGAGUUGUGAAAUGGAAUGGGUGUAUGUAUUUUGCCAGGUCUCUCUCUCUC